UGUAGCCAUGGGGGCUAUAGUUCAUCUCUCUAAAUUCCCUCUUUUAAGUUUCCCCUCAGGAAGAGAGGCCCACCAGAACCCCAGAAGAGCUGCUCCACAACUGUGCUAUGAAGUGGAGCCACACGGGACACAAGGAUAACAAUUCCUAAGACAGAGGAAAUGAGAAACAUUGAAACAACUCUUUUGACAAAACACUGUGGCCAGCGCAUUGGGGAAAAAUACUUCACACCUAUAUGAUCACGAACCAAUUUUCUCUAGCACUAUUGUGAUAAGACAAUUUUAUAUCUGUGGGUAAAUAUUGCAAUUUUAAUAUACAUGUAAAUAAAAAUAUUUCCUAUAAACACAUUCUUUUAUUGUUCAUUCUUAGUAUUCAUACUUAUCUAUAAAAAUAUUUCCUAUAAACACAUUCUUUAUUCAUACUUAUCUAUAAUGUAUUACAAAAACACAGCUAGUGAUGAUGUCAUCACUUUUUAUCAGAAAAACUUUUAGCAGUAACUUUUUAGCAGAAAAGAUGGGGAAUUUUUCUAUAACGUGCUAUUGUUUGCUUAGCUAGUGAUACAGAUAUGCAAUGCGUUUUCUCUUUCUUUCUUCCUGCCUUUCAAAAGGUGUAUCUCUGAUUUGCAUUUGAGAGUUCACACAAGUUCAGCUGCAAGCUUUGAGAAUUUGUGGUUCCACAUAAAAAACUGUAAACGGGUUUAAAAACCAGUCCUGUUCCCCUUCUGCUCACUCUGCCCAAAGUGCCUUUUUUUUGGUCAAAGCAGAUCUAUAGGUCUAAAACGUCCAGCUGAGUGACAGGGUUAAAACUUUUACCUAUUUAUUCAGAUGUCAGGACAUUACUGAAGUAAAUGUAGCUGACGAUGCAUGGUUAACCCAUAUGGUUUUGCAUAUAUUUUAGAAAUAUGGAUAAAAGUCAAAGAAGAAAUAAUUCCCAUUGUACUUUACUGCGGAUGCAGAAUACCUGCAGUAUGAACCGGACAUUAACAGGACAUAGAAGGGCAAUAAUAUAAACUGCAUUAUGGGAUUACUAGGCAAUUUUAAGAAUGUGUUUCAUCAUAGUCCAGUAUGAAUAGCAGAAUCCUUCAGAUUUACCUGAUUUUUUAUUUUGUAUGUACAUUCUGAGAACUCUAUUGACUACAACUUCAAAAGGGCUCAAGCCAGUGACCUCAAAAUGAGGUUCACAGACAGUACACAAUGAUGAAACUGAAGCAGCAAAGCGCUGAUGAACCGAAAUGUAAACAUUCAUACUAUUAGGACAUGACGGCAUUUUCAUUUAAUUUUAUUUUGGUGUUCUACUGGGUUGUCUUCAGACACCUUCCUUUCAUACCUUAGACCGUCUCAAGGGUGUUAGGGGAGAAUCCAACAGCCUCGGGGAAAUCAAUGAACUUGAGCACGGAGUUCGUGUUAACAGAAUACUUCUUUCUGAAUAUGUCAGCCAUCCCGACUUCCUCCCGGCGGAUGGAGGCAAAUUUACAUCUGAGGGUACCUUUGAUUUACUGGAGUUCGAAAAGGCUCAGUUCCUCCGCCUUUGUUCCUCUUUCCUUGGGUUCCCAGGCCACCUGUCCCACAGGGUACACCUGCCCCUCUCGCCGCCCUCGGAGCUGGCAGCCGGCGAUCGCCGAGUGCAGCCCCGGGGAGACGACGGCGGCGCGGAAGGAAGGAAAGAGUCGGGCGCGCGGCCGCUGGAGGGCGGCGGGGUGGGGGUGGGGUGGGGAAGCCGAGGGGCGUGGCCGGCGCGCGCGCGCGCGCCGCCGCCGCCGCCGCGUCACCAGCGUGCGGCACGUGCCCGUGUUUACGUCCCUCGUGGAGCCGCCGACGUCAGCAGGCGAAUGGCAACAUUGUGGCGAUGCUGAGGCGCAGAGUUUAGGAGACGCGUCAGUCCGUCUGGCGGGCUCCGGGCGGCAGAGAAGAGGAGCAGAACGAGGGGCGGGGAGGUCGGCCAGGCGAGUGGCGGGGACACACACGCCGCCGGCGCCGCCCGCCGCCCGGCCCGCCGACCCCGCGCCUCCCCUCCAGGGCGCCGCAGACGCAGCCCCGCGGCCUGGCGCGGGGGGCGGCCGGGGCGGCGCGAGGCGCUGCCGCAGCGCGGGCUUGUAAACAGAUCCGACCGCACGUGACCAUGUGAACUACCUGCUC
Messenger RNA from Equus caballus (horse), 2133 nucleotides. The record is from RefSeq and is a predicted model, not a curated record. Lineage: Eukaryota; Metazoa; Chordata; Mammalia; Perissodactyla; Equidae.